AUGAAAGAGAAGAAGGCUCGAUUUGAAGAUGCGCUUGCUGCGACGCGCGCCGCUAUUGAGGAGGGGAUUGUCCCCGGCGGUGGCAUCGCACUACUGCGAGCUGCAGCCUCCGUCGGUAAUUUAGGAUUGGAUGGCGACCAAGAGACCGGACUCAAUAUUAUCCGCCGCAGUUUGCUUUCACCUGUCCGUGCUAUUGCCGAGAAUGCUGGGAUGGAAGGUUCAGUAGUCGUUGCCAAAGUCCAAGAAGGUGAAGGUAAUUUCGGCUUCAAUGCCGCUACAACUGAAUACGGCGACAUGCUUGAGGAAGGGAUCCUUGACCCGACGAAGGUUGUCCGUUCCGCGCUACAGAACGCGUCGAGCAUCGCAGGUUUACUCUUAACGACAGAAACUCUCAUUACAGAGAUUGAAGAACCACCGGGUAUGGCUGAGGCAGCGGAUCCGCAUGCUGGCCACCUCCAUUAA
Geodia barretti is the source of this 462-nucleotide messenger RNA. NCBI's taxonomy places the organism in Eukaryota, Metazoa, Porifera, Demospongiae, Tetractinellida, Geodiidae. The record is from the annotation of a GenBank genome assembly.